This is a messenger RNA of Rhagoletis pomonella (apple maggot), 2790 nucleotides long. RefSeq lists its product as uncharacterized. NCBI's taxonomy places the organism in Eukaryota, Metazoa, Arthropoda, Insecta, Diptera, Tephritidae. The transcript has 4 exons. The record is from RefSeq and is a predicted model, not a curated record. Bases 1527 to 2144 code for a protein of 205 amino acids.
AAUGACCAUGUUUUUAUUGUUUAUCAUUACGUAUGUUUUGCAACAUUAGCACGUUAGUAAAGAUAUCAUUGUAGAUAGUAGAUGCUGCAUGUGUAUGUAUUUAUUUGUCUUUGUUUUUGACAAAACCAGCGCGUGCGUAUUAAAAAUGCCAAAAGGAUUGUCUAGGAAUUAGUUGGAGUUGCCAGCGCGGUCCUAUUCGGACGUAACUUAUGGCUUUAACAUGGCAUCAAUAUUUAAACCUUGAUGUUUUCUCAAGUUAAAGCUUAAACAGAUGGCAGCGUUGAUCUGGAUUAACUCGGACAUAAUCCGGAUCAACUGCAGUUAAUUCCCGAGUUUAUCCGGACCUGCCGUCUGUUUAUGCUUUUUCCUGUUACUUUAAAGCCUCAUAUUUACAGGUUACAUUAUAAUUUAUAUUUUAUUUUCGGUUUUAAAUUAGUUUACAACCAAGUGACAUACAUACGUCAAAAACCGAUAAUAGAAAUGCUAACUCUAGACAUGGCUUAUUUUUAAUAGAUCCUUUAAAUAUAAAGUGAGCUCUAAAGUUAAAGGUUACUUCAUUGUAAUCAAAAUUCAUAUACAUUUUUUAAUUGAUUUCUCUAUAAAUUGUUUAAUACAUACCACACGUUUAAUGAAUAGAUUUUUCUCCAUAAUUUUAAUUUAUGAAAAGCGCAAACGGAGUUCGAUCAAUUCGAAUACAUAAUCGUACAAAAUAAACAGAUAGAAAGACAUACAAUUCGAUACCUUAGCAUAGAAAGGCCCUAUGCCACAAUUUUGUUUCUUCAAACAUAGUUUGAAAAUUUAGCGAAAAGCAAAGUUCUACAGUUACCAAAAUCGUCGAAGUGCUGAUUUUAUUAAACAUAAUAAUUUUUAUAACGCUGUAUUAUUUGUUUUCAAUUUCUAUUAGAUAUGUACAUAUAUUGUGAGCUAUUUGACAGAUUUUGUACAGAUCUGGAUUCGAAAUGAAAAUGAGUUAGGGCCUUUCUAUAUUAAGGUAACGAUUUGUAUAUUCGCCAUCUUUCGGCAGUUAAGUCAUAUGUUAAAGCUGCCCAUAUUAUCCUUAUCAAGCUUACUAAUUAUAUGACGAAAGCUCACAAAACGUGAGUUUUGAAUUAAUUUUCUUUAUUGCUAAAAAUUAUAUAUACAUACAUACCUAUAUAUAUAAUAAAUAAAUCGUAAAUGUGUGCUCUGAAAAGUAAUUUCUAAAGAAAUCCCCGAAGCGUGGCAGCUCCAAAAACAAAUAACGGUUUUGCAUCCCUAUAAUGUAGAAAAUACCCAAUCUAUGACCCCCAACCCACUCAACCCUCAGCUAAACGAACUGUCAAAAAGUAAGAUUAAAAAAAGUUUACUCAGGUUGAAUCAUCUUUAUAAGCAGCACGGAAAUAGUCUCCCGUAUUGAAAAACAGUCAUUGAUUUUCACAAGUCGCGGGCAAUUCGUUACAGUAAAGCGUUUCCUUAUUUAAAGUUAAAGAAAAGUGCACACUAGUAUUUAUAAUUUCGUUAAGUGUAUUAAAGCAAAAAAGUAAGAAAUGGAAGUUUUGUGGCAUAAGGCGUGUAACCAUUUUGCAGUGCCUGAAGAUGUUGCCAAAAGCUGGUACGCACGCAUAAAUCAACGUUUAAAUGAAAGUCAGUCAAAACGUUACUACCAUAAUUGGAAUGAAAUGAUGCAACAUAAACAAGAACAUCUGCAACACUUUAAGCCUACUCUGCUGCUGGCGGCAUUCUUUCAAUACUACUCGUACGAUGGCAUACAGCCUUGUGCGAAAGGAAAUUGUGCAGCAUUUGAAGAAUUUUGUUGCGAUGCAGCGCUGGAUGAUCAAGAAUCGAAAAACUUAAUAUUGAAGCUUUUGGGUGAUAAUUCGGCUGAGAAUGAGCUGUCCACAACAUACGAAGAUGAUGCAAACUUACUGCAGGACUUAGAUCUCGUUAUACUGGCCGCAAAUACUGAAACCUAUAAGCGUUAUUGUCAACUACUGCGUCGAGAGUAUGAACAUAUGGCUGACGAAGAAUAUAAAAGUAUGCGCUUAAAGGUACUUCAAACGUUACUAAGCAUACCAAAUAUAUUUUCAACACCAGAAUUUCAAACGCGUUAUGAAGCUGCAGCUCGCUCAAAUAUGAAAGAUGAAAUAAAUACACUCAAAGCAUAAUUUAAAUAGAAUUUUAUGAAGGAAAUCACCAAAUAUUUUUAAAUCGAUGUUAAUUCGUGCGCGUGGCUUACACGGGUUCUAUAUAGCUAUUCAGUAAAUGUUAGCUUAAACAGUUCUGCGCAUAUAUAGGUACUACAUUGCGUAUUCGUAUUGCAUACGAAAAACACUAAAAUCAGUAAUCAAAAACGAGACAUUUAGAAGUUGCAACUCAAUCAAAUGAAAGUUAACUUAUGUAAUUUGAAGUAUAAUAUGUAUUUAGUCUAAAGUUACUCGCUUGUAUGUAUGGAUUUAAAUAAUAUUUAGCUAGUAAUUAUGUAAGUUGCGUUUGUGGGCUGCAGCAGUUUCAAAUGCAUAUAUAAAUUAUAAUUAAUUUUGUAAUUAUUUGCAAAAAAUAUUAAUUUCCCCAUUAGUUCCUUGAAGAAAUAAAUGAAGAUCGAUCUCAAUGGUGUCAAAUUCAAAACAAACUACCAAACAUCCAACCCACCUGUAUAUGCAGACCGACUAACUGUUUAAUUUUCGACUUCGCUAAACCACAAGGGCACAAACAAUUCUUUGAAAAUAUUUAGUAAAAGCCUCACAUAUUGUGCGUGUAUUUAUCUAAUUUAAAGGAAACAAUAAUGUACAAUAAAUAUGUUAAAAAUGAAAA